Capronia epimyces CBS 606.96 is the source of this 1314-nucleotide messenger RNA. Its product is annotated as acyl-CoA-dependent ceramide synthase. Gene Ontology annotation, cellular component: membrane. The record is from RefSeq and is a predicted model, not a curated record. Gene Ontology annotation, biological process: ceramide biosynthetic process. The coding region runs from base 1 to 1314 and encodes 437 amino acids. The transcript is spliced from 3 exons. Gene Ontology annotation, molecular function: sphingosine N-acyltransferase activity. NCBI's taxonomy places the organism in Eukaryota, Fungi, Ascomycota, Eurotiomycetes, Chaetothyriales, Herpotrichiellaceae.
AUGGGUCGCCCACGUCGAGCGUCCAGCACCCUCGGGGGCGACCCUCGAGGGGACACCAGCGCACCCGCGUUGGCGACCAUGACCCAGAAGACACCUGCACAGCCUUCCGCAAGCGAGAAGGACCUGAAGCCUCAUUCGAAGCGUCGCAAAGCCCGCUCUGCCUUUCGAAAAUGGAAACAGAUCUCCUUGCGACAUACAUGGUUAAAUCCCCUCAUAAUCAUGGUUGUCAUCCUGGUCGCGUACUUCAUCAACCCGGGGCAGCAAAACCCUCUGCACAAAGCCAUCUUCCUGUCGUACCCUCUCGGACCUGAUUAUCCAGGCGGACCGAACAUGUAUGGCAAAGGCAAAGCCGACAUGGCUUUUGUCGCCUUCUACACAGUGGUGCUGAGUUUUACAAGAGAGUUCUUGAUGCAAAGGGUGAUCCGGCCACUGGCUAUAAAGUGUGGCAUCAUGAGGAAGGCUAAGCAGGCACGGUUCAUGGAACAAGUGUACACAGCCAUCUACUUCGGCAUCUUUGGGCCCUUCGGCCUGUACGUGAUGUCGAGAGGCCCGCUCUGGUAUUUCAACACGACGGCCAUGUUCGAAGGGUUUCCUCACCGGAAACACGAGGCCAUCUUCAAGGCUUACUACUUGCUGCAGGCCAGCUAUUGGGCCCAGCAAGCGAUUGUUCUCAUGCUCCAGCUGGAGAAGCCACGGAAAGACUUUAAAGAGUUGGUCCUACACCAUGUGGUAACUUUGUCUCUUAUUGGGCUGAGUUAUCGCUUUCACUUUACUCAUAUGGGGAUCGCCGUCUACAUUACCCAUGAUAUUAGCGACUUCUUCCUCGCGACCUCGAAGACGCUCAACUACCUUGACUCGUUUAUCGUGGGGCCAUAUUUUGCUUUUUUUGGCUGUGUCUGGAUCUAUCUUCGUCACUACAUCAACCUCCGCAUAUUGUGGGCAACCUUGACAGAAUUCCGCACGGUUGGACCGUAUGAGUUGGAUUGGGAGACCCAACAAUACAAGUGCUGGAUCAGUCAGAUUAUCACAUUUUCGCUGCUUGCGUGUCUUCAGGCCGUCAAUCUGUUCUGGUUAUUCUUGAUCCUCCGCAUCGCAAAGAACUACGUCUUCACCAGUGUGGCCGCGGAUGAGCGUAGUGACGAUGAGGACGAUGAGGACGACGAGGUCCCGAUUGAGGCCAAUGGAAAAUCGAUCGGUCCAGGAGAGCCCAAAUUGAAUGGGAACAAGCCGGUGGUUCUGGUCAAUGGCAAGCCUGUCGAAGGACAAGCCAACCAAAACGGCGUUGGCAUUCGGGAGCGGAAAAGGAAAGGCUGA